Messenger RNA from Arabidopsis arenosa, 1222 nucleotides. The record is from the annotation of a GenBank genome assembly. NCBI's taxonomy places the organism in Eukaryota, Viridiplantae, Streptophyta, Magnoliopsida, Brassicales, Brassicaceae.
CUAGAAUCAACGUAAUUUACCAUGGCACACGCCGAUCCCUUUUCAACGUCGACAAUGCUCAAUGCUUCACACCAUCUCCGUUUUGCCGCCGCAAGAGAACCCAUCUCAGAAGGGUAUCCGGCGGUUGCUCCUCCUCAUCCACGUGGCUUCUCCGUCAAGUUUCCUCCUCCGGGAUUCACCCCAUCUCCGUCGCCUUUAACUAACUCAUUCUUCACCGUCUUAACUCCUCAAGAACUGGAGAUGCGUCUGCAAUGGAUGUUCUACGUAAUGACUAAAAGCGAAAAUCAUGAUGCGGCUCCGUUCAAAGAGAUGAUCUUAAAGUACUUAGACCAAAGAGAGCUUCAAACGAUGGCGUCAUUGCUGACAUCAGAUUCCGAUUACUUCUUGAUGAUCGCAAGAAACAAGAACGGCUCCAAACGCAUACAAAAACUUCUCGGGAUAACAGAUGACGUGGACACGUUCGCCGCCGCUAUCUUGGGCCGCUUCCUCCACAUCAUCACCGACAAGUACGCAUCGUACGUGGCUAGACGGGGGAUAGCAGUUUUCAAUAAGAAGAAGAAAGAAGCAAUGUACGAGCGCAUUCUCCAUUACGCGCUAUACAUAGCGCGUGACAAACACGGUUGCCUGGCGCUCAACGACAUCAUAACCGACGCGGACGAUCUUUACUACAGAAACAAGCUCUUUGACGUAAUCGCACACAAAGCUAUUUUACUAAGCAACGAUGCUUAUGGGAACUUUGUGAUACAACACGUACUUAAACUGAAUGACUUGUGUUGCAAGAACAACAUCGUCGUUAGUCUACGUGGCCACUUUGUUGACCUCUCGAUUCAGAGAUAUGGAAGCUACAUUGUGAAUCUGCUUUUGGAGACGGAGGAGUCAAUGGUUGUGGUGGUGGAGGAGCUUUUGGAAGGAGAUAGGUUGAUGAGGUUGACGAGGAAUGCGUAUGGGAAUUUCGUGCUGUGCAAGGCGCUGAGAGUCACGCUGAAGGAGAUGGUUAGGACUGAUCUGUAUUGGGGUUUGGUGCAUAAGCUCAAGCCUUUUCACAAUCCCUUGCGUAGGUCUCGUGGAAGCAACAUUGCAUCAAUCUUGGACUCGAUUUGUUAGGUCGUCUCAAACUAGUUAGCACUGUUUUAUUAUUACGAUAUGCUGAAAGUUCUCGUUAGUUAACUCUUUUAAUAAGGAGAUUGUCAUUGAUGAUGGUAAAUAAAUAAAUUCAAUUCAA